Messenger RNA from Neocloeon triangulifer, 2484 nucleotides. RefSeq names its product activating signal cointegrator 1 complex subunit 2. The record is from RefSeq and is a predicted model, not a curated record. Gene Ontology annotation, biological process: regulation of DNA-templated transcription. NCBI's taxonomy places the organism in Eukaryota, Metazoa, Arthropoda, Insecta, Ephemeroptera, Baetidae. The transcript has 14 exons. Gene Ontology annotation, molecular function: ubiquitin binding. Bases 162 to 2345 code for a protein of 727 amino acids.
GCCACGCCCACACACCAUUUACAUCCGAACCUGAAAUCUCCAAAGUCCAAGCAGAAAGCGCCGGUCUUUCUAAUUAGUUAAAUAAUUGAGCCACAAAAUAUUUUUUUCUUAAUUAAAUUUUAAUUCAUUUUGAUAAGCUCCUUCAAGGUUGUAUAUUUAUCAUGUCUGGUGUCGUGAAAAAGCCACAAUCUCUGGAAAAACUUCUCAUCAAUGUGAAGAGUGUUGACGGGAAAGAAUCAAAGAAACUCGCUUUUAGCAAAGAAUGGUGUGAAAACAGAGAAUGGAUGCAUUUCUCACCUGUGGAUGGCACUGACGAUUGGUUUGAGGCGGUGUCCGAAUUUGAGGACGACUUGAUAUGGCUGCUUUCUCUUCCGCACAACAAAUUUUGGUCUCAACUGGUCUUUGACCCUGGUGCCAGGACAGCGUUGGUCUCUUACCUUCAAAAAGCGCCACGAAGCUUUGACUCUGACCUGCUCGGACUUGCACCAACGCAGAAAGAAAUUCUCACCAGAGUGCACAAUUUGGUCUUCAAAAUCUACAAUCGUCUGAUGACCUCCAAAGAAUCUGACACGUGUUUCCUGAGCAAAGAAAUGCAUGGCACCAUUAUGUAUGAAAACUAUUUGCUUGAUGUUCCUGCCAUGCUUGACCUUUGCCUCCUAUUUGGCGUCACGGAAAGGCGAAACCUUUCAAAACUUCUUCAGUCUGUGAUUAAGUCUCAGCCAAAGUAUGCUAGCGACCUUCAGUCCACAGCUCAGAUGUUUGUCAAAGCGCUCAAAGACUUGGAGCAGUAUUUUGUUGGAGAGGCGGCUGCAGGAAACUCUGAACCUGUAAAACUUUCAAAUCUUUGCCCAUCAGAAAGAGGAUUGAUCAAAGAACAGCAAUUGGAAGAUUACAUUUUGUUCCUCAUUGACAUCGUUUCCUCGACCUCGAUGCUGCUUGAAAUAUUACCUAGUUUGCUCCCUUCCUUUGUCUCUGCUCUUCCAGAAAUAGAGAUUUCUCAGUUUUAUGAGCAAACGUUGCCUACAAUGUAUAAUAGCAUAUCUCAGGUGGAAAUUGAAGACAGGGGAAGUUCCUUCAACACUAUGAUGAACUGCGCUCGAGUCAGUCUUUUGAGCGUGGCCAAACUCACCCUCAACCACAGAGCCAAUUCCAUUAUUAGUGAACAUGAGUUCACUAGAGCCAUGGGUCAGACUGAAGAGUAUUUAACUGUUCUUUCCGAGUGUCUCUCCUGCCCAAAGUUCAUCAUGGAUUUGCAUUCCGUCUGUCCACUGGACUGUGAUUUGAAAAGACUUCUUGAAGCUAGGCCAGAUAUUUUAGAUGAAUCCAAAUGCAACUACCUGACUGACUCAAUAUUCAGCUGCCUGGAGUCCUGCAGUGUAGAAAGACGUAAUCGCAAAUCUCCUUCAGCAUCCGAGCCGUCAAGUUCUAUGAGCAACUCAUCUAAAGAACCAACACCAGCACCUUCGACGUCAAAUACCCACAUUAGGACUGACGAAGUCAUGUCUGAAGAUAUCCUGUUGGAGUCUUUGAUUUGCAGCAUUCAGGACAUGCUGCCAGAUCUUGGUGCAGGCUUCCUGAAGAAAUGCCUAAAACAUUACAACAUGGAUAAAGAGGCCGUUGUAAAUGCUGUGCUCGAAGAUUCCCUUCCCCCAGGACUGAAAGAAUUAGAUAGGACUCUUCCCUUACUGCCUACUGAGAUUAUGGAAAGUAACAAUUUGCCAACUCUGACACCAAGGUUGAAUGUUUUUGAUCAUGAUGAAUUUGACAUUAUGAGUCGAAAUUAUAUUGACACAUCAAGAGUGCACCAAGGCAAACGAAAAAGCAAGCACAAGAAUCUUUCUCAGUUGCUGGACGACAAGAAAGAUUUGGCACAAAUCAAGGACACAUACACCAGUUAUGGUACUGUUUCUGAUGUUGUCUACGAUGAUGAAUAUGAUGAUACUUACGACGAACUCAAAGAAUUCAAAAUAGAUGAUGGUGCUGAUCCUGACGCUGAAAGGCGGCCGUUUGUCACUCCGAGAGUGCUUCGAAAGAAAGUGGAAGUUGUAGAAGAGGAAGAAGAAGAAAGUGAGGAGGAAACUGAAGAAAAUAUUCCAAACAGAGACAACUUUGCUCAAGAUCCAGCUUUAAUGAGGGAGCGUGCACAGCAGCGACGAGAAGCUAAAUAUGGGCCUCCAAGGCAAGCACCCCGAGGAGAUGUUGUUGGGAAUGCCAAAGGCAAAGGUCAAGAUGCUAAUGUGCUGCUAAACAGAAGACGCAAAGAUGCUAACAAAUCAAGUCGUGGAAACCACAACCGAAGGGCUGGAGCUGAGAGAAAGCUUCGUCAGGGAAUGAUUCCUUCGUGAAAGGUAUAAUCGAUAAUGUGAUGAAGUCUUAUAUUUGUCAAAAAUGGAUCACAUAAAGUACUUUUGUGAUAAUUUUCAAACAUAAUCUUUUCCUGAAACUUAAAUAAAAAAGCCACAAAUUUAUUUAUCAGUAUAUAAA